Molecule: messenger RNA, 3737 nt
Organism: Osmia bicornis bicornis
Lineage: Eukaryota; Metazoa; Arthropoda; Insecta; Hymenoptera; Megachilidae
Gene: Chi
Product: LIM domain-binding protein 2
Exons: 9
Coding region: 1551-3578 (675 amino acids)
Biological process (GO): negative regulation of transcription by RNA polymerase II; nervous system development; positive regulation of transcription by RNA polymerase II
Cellular component (GO): transcription regulator complex; nucleus
Molecular function (GO): LIM domain binding
Source: RefSeq, a predicted model, not a curated record
CGCGAUUGCUCUCGUCGAGUGUACAGGCAUUCGCGGACGGUGUCGUUUCUUGUAUCGUGACACGCUGCUACGUGUGUUGUCCCGCGUUCCUCUUCCACCUAUGCCUAUCUCUCUUUCACUCGGUACCUUCCUCCAAGCCUCUUCGUCUUCUUCUUCGCCUUCUCUUGUUCACUUUUGGUGGUAAUCUUGUGUAGAGGAGCGCGCGCGCGCGCGUGAUCGCGGUGCUUGCAGUGUUCUUAGUCUGUGAUAGUCGUCUGGCGGCAAUUUCGUUUGUAGGAGUGGAAAUCGUGGCCGGGGGCGUUCGCGUAAUCGACGAGAAAAGUGGGCUCGAUUAUUUUUCGUAAGUAAGCUUUCGUCGCGCGGACUAUGCGGGAACGCGGCGAUCCGGUUGGAAAGCAGCAGCGUGCUCAGGCGGGCUUAGCGUUCGGCUCGGCAAGCGGCGACUGAGAGAUCAACGGGCAACACGGGAUGCUAAGCUUCCCGCGGGGAAUCGGUGGCAAGCGUUGCCCGAAGGAGGAGAAGAAGGCCGGCAGGAUGGGCGGCGGGAGACGAGGAGCGUUGGUCCGCGACGUAGGUGCGCACCGCGACGCCGACGACGUGACGGCCACGUGCCCCCGCGGAUCCCUAGCUGACCGCUGCCAUUAACUACCGCUGCUUAGCUCUUAGUUACUCGCCCGUAGAAUAGUUUAGUCGAGCGAAACGAGCAACCGUGAUCGUCGAUAUUUCGCGUUCAGCGUCAUUGUGCGGGAAAAAAACAGGCUGACCAAAGUGUGUGAUUCCAUGGUAAACGGAGUUUUCCAGUGCGUCGACGAUAUAUUGCUUGAAAUAGUGCACCGUGUCUCUCGACGAGGAUACGCGUCGUUUCCGCGCAGAUUUCAUAGAUGUUGAAGUUUCGGUGGUGGAACCGCACAUAGGUGAUUAGAUAGACGCGAACAGGUGGCACGCGUUACCGUGCCGUUUCUCGAUUCAGAAUCGAAGGAAUCGAAAGAGUGUACCCUGGUGUGGGUGGGCUGCGAUAAAAAUACAAGACAAAACGAAUCCUGCCAGUGAAAGAAAAGUACACCGGCGUUCAACGAUGGACUCGUCCGAGGAAUGUUGAUUCGAAGUGUUGCUAGUAGGAGUAUAUCGAGAAACUUGAAACGAGGUGGCCGUCCCUUCCGUCCGAAGCGCCUGUACCAAGGGCACGUGGUUGCUCGAGUUCACGUCAGGAAAAGUAUACGCGCGAAGUGCAGUGAUUUAUCGACCACGGUGAACCUCCGCUCGCAGUGAUUACUCAGAGUGAUCGAUGAGUUUCUAAAUAAGAUUGGUAUUCGAUCGUUGAUCGUGUACACGAGUCGUCGAGCGUCGAUCAAUUUGAAGAAAAGGAAUUGAAAGGGGGGAAAAAAAAAGGAUUCGGUGGCAGCGCGCCUAAAUCUCUGAGCGGGACUAUCAGCGAAGGAGAAGUUGCACGGCAUCGAGUAGUAGAGAAGAGAUUCCCGCGCUCGUAGCCUCAGUCAUCAAGCCGGCGGGAGUUCGAGGAGAGGGUGAACGGCGUCGUGGAGGGGGGAGUGAUGCCGGUAAGGGUGGCACAGCGCCCCCCAGGUGGAAUACCACUGCACGCCGGCGUGCCGGUAGCGCCCAGCAGCGUAACCGCCCCCGGUCCGUCGGGCCGGUGCCUCGGGGGCCCGGCAGCGCCCCCCGCCGGCUCGCCGCCGCUGCCGCCCUCCUUGCAAUCUCUCGGCGGCGGUGUGAGCAACGCCACCAACACCGCUGGCUCCGCCACCAACGGCAACAGCAACAACAACAACAACAACAACAACACUGGUCAGGGUAUCAACAGCAGCGGACUAGGUGUCAACACGACGAACGGCGCCACGAAUCCUUUGCAGGCGAUGGCGUCGGCGGCGGCUUCGCUGACGCAGCUAAACAAUAUGGCGAAUGGCCCGCUGCCGCCACUAGCGGCCUCAGGACCUACCGGACCGCCUAGUUUACCGCCACCGCAACCGGCUACCACGCCGACCCACGGGGGUCCACCGACGCCUCACGGCGGUGUCACUGGUGGGCCCCAUUUGAACGGAGCCUCUCCGAGUCCUCACCCUAUGCCACCUCACGGUAUGAUGACCGGUUCCCCUCACGCGCCUCAUCCGCACAUGGGCGGUGGUGGACCGUCGCCGCAUCCUCAUCAUCCUGGUCCUCACAUGGUUGGCUCGCCCCAUCAUCCUGGACCGCAUCCCAUGGGUCCAGCCGCAGGCAUGAUGGGCCCGGCUAGUAUGCAGCCGCAAGGUGCACCCGGGAUGUGCGGUCCGGGACCAACCGGCCCGAUGGGCCCGCAUGCUCAUCCCCAAGGACCCGGUGUACCCGGACAACCGCAUAUGCACAACGACCCUUUUUAUUGCUCGCCAUUUGGAUCGCACUACUUCAGAUCGUUGCCUGUCCCCAGGAGGCACACUCCGUACUUUGGCCAACCGGACUACAGGCUCUACGAGUUGAACAAGAGGUUACAGCAGCGCACCGAGGAGAGCGAUAAUCUCUGGUGGGACGCAUUCGCGACCGAAUUCUUCGAGGACGACGCAACCUUAACCCUCUCGUUUUGCUUGGAGGAUGGUCCCAAGAGAUACACGAUAGGUAGGACGUUAAUACCUAGGUACUUCCGCUCGAUAUUCGAGGGCGGAGUGACGGAACUUUACUACAAUUUGAAGCACCCCAAGGAGUCAUUUCAUAAUACAAGCAUAACCCUCGACUGUGAUCACUGCGUAAUGGUCACGCAUCACGGAAAACCGAUGUUCACGAAGGUAUGCACGGAGGGUAGAUUAAUAUUGGAAUUCACGUUUGACGACCUUAUGAGGAUAAAGUCGUGGCAUAUGGCUGUGAGGACGCACAAGGAGCUGGUGCCUAGGUCUGUGGUCGGUAUGCAACAGGACCCGACGAUGCUCGAACAGCUUAGCAAAAACAUUACCAGGCAGGGCAUCACCAAUUCUACCCUGAACUACCUUAGGUUAUGCGUGAUCUUGGAACCGAUGCAGGAGCUAAUGUCGAGGCACAAGGCGUACGCGUUGUCACCACGGGAUUGCUUGAAGACGACCUUGUUCCAGAAAUGGCAGAGGAUGAUUGCCCCGCCGGGUAAGAGAGAAUCGCAGAGGCCGGCUAGUAAACGAAGAAAGCGAAAGGGUAGCACCUCGGGGCCGGGCAACAACGCGCCUCCGGCACCUAGCAAGAAGAGAUCACCCGGUCCAAAUUUUUCCCUAGCGUCUCAGGACGUGAUGGUGGUGGGUGAACCAUCCCUGAUGGGUGGCGACUUCGGCGACGAGGACGAGCGGUUGAUUACAAGGCUGGAGAACACGCAGUACGACGCGGCGAACAGCCUGGACCCUCACAGUCACGACACUCAGGGUGGACCGCCACCUCAUCCCCACCAGUUCCAUUCGGAACCAACACCGGGCAACUCUUGGCCGCCAGACCGUGGUCCCGGCCCGCCACAGGGAGGACCUGGUAGUCAGGGAGUACAAGGCGGGCAAGGCGGUGCAGCGACGGGUGUACAGGGGUCUCAGGAUGCCAGUCAACAGCAACAAGACAAGAAGAGCCCUGCGGUGAGCCAGUGAGGCCAGGAGUCCCCGCGCCCCCCUACCAGGGGGCGACGGGGGCGCAGGCCCAAGAACAUGGCUCCCUAGCGGGGCGAGAACCCCAACCUCCCCGGCGCGUACCUGGCCUCGUCCGGUUGUUCGGCCGGCAGACUGUCGCACGUCGGUGUACACCCGUUG